Mangifera indica (mango) is the source of this 1593-nucleotide messenger RNA. RefSeq names its product UDP-glucuronic acid decarboxylase 4-like. Gene Ontology annotation, molecular function: NAD+ binding; UDP-glucuronate decarboxylase activity. Gene Ontology annotation, biological process: D-xylose metabolic process. The record is from RefSeq and is a predicted model, not a curated record. Gene Ontology annotation, cellular component: cytoplasm. NCBI's taxonomy places the organism in Eukaryota, Viridiplantae, Streptophyta, Magnoliopsida, Sapindales, Anacardiaceae. The transcript has 8 exons. The coding region runs from base 137 to 1444 and encodes 435 amino acids.
GAAUAUGGGAAGGUGAAAUAAGUGCUUGUCCAGGAGACACAUGGAGCAGCGUAAUUAGACACAAAGUUUACGUUAAAAGAAAUCGUUGCUGUUUUACUUUCGAAAAAGAAAAGGCAAAUUUCUUCACUCAGUUUUAAUGGAUUCUCAAGCACAACAUUCCUUUCUUCAUUCACCAAGGCGUUCAAAAUCUCUUGAACGAUCUACAAACCCAGUUCACUAUGUGCUUCGCUCUCAGCGACUUAUUCUUCUCUUCGUUGGAAUUUCCAUUUCAGCUCUCUUUUUCAACAGAUUUUCCAUUUCACGUCCACCACCGUCAUUUCACCAUCAAACAAUCGACCCGGGUUUUCAAUCCCACUCGACUCACCUGACUCGCCGCCGGGUCCUCUUCGAGACUCGCCAUGAAGAAAAAUCGUUCGGCCGCAUGAAAGCGGGUGGGAAAGUGCUUUUAGGCCUAAAAAGAAAAGGCUUGAGGAUUCUGGUCACGGGUGGGGCCGGGUUCGUGGGCAGCCACCUUGUGGACCGUCUGAUGGAAAGAGGUGAUAGCGUGAUCGUGGUUGAUAAUUUCUUCACGGGGAGAAAAGAUAACUUGGUUCAUCAUUUUGGUAACCAUCGGUUUGAGAUGAUUAGACACGAUGUGGUUGAGCCAAUUCUUCUCGAAGUUGAUCAGAUCUACCACCUGGCUUGUCCCGCAUCGCCCGUUCAUUACAAAUUCAACCCCGUUAAGACUAUCAAGACGAAUGUGGUUGGUACACUGAACAUGUUAGGCCUGGCGAAGAGAGUUGGUGCUCGGUUCCUGUUAACCAGCACGAGCGAGGUGUACGGCGAUCCUCUGCAGCAUCCGCAAGCUGAGUCCUACUGGGGCAAUGUCAACCCCAUCGGGGUGAGGAGCUGCUAUGAUGAGGGAAAGCGCACGGCUGAGACUUUGUCAAUGGACUAUCACAGAGGACUUGGAAUUGAGGUGAGGAUUGCUAGGAUUUUUAACACUUAUGGACCUCGAAUGUGUAUCGAUGAUGGUCGUGUGGUUAGCAAUUUCGUUGCCCAAGCGUUGAGGAAGCAGCCAUUAACAGUAUAUGGGGACGGCAAGCAAACAAGGAGCUUCCAAUAUGUUUCAGACCUGGUGGAGGGUCUAAUUCGUCUUAUGGAAGGCGACCAUGUGGGUCCUUUCAAUCUUGGUAACCCUGGUGAAUUUACCAUGCUUGAACUUGCACAGGUGGUGCAAGAGGUGAUAGAUCCGAAUGCGAAGAUAGAGUUUAGGCCUAAUACAGAAGAUGAUCCCCAUAAAAGAAAGCCAGACAUUACCAAAGCAAAGAAGCUUUUAGGGUGGGAGCCCACGGUGUCCCUUCGGCAUGGCCUGCCCCGCAUGGUUUUUGACUUCAGACAGCGCAUCUUUGGCAACCAAAAGGAUGGUAGCGCCACCACCACCUCCUCACAAGAUUCUGCUUAACUUCACAUGUGCUGAGGACAGUGAGAUGGCAUUCACAUUACAAUAAACAAAUACGCAUAUGUUUUUUAAGAAUACAAUUAGUUAUAUAAAUAAUAAAUAUUUUGUAAUUAAUUGAUUUUGAACUAGCAAUAAAUUAAACCCUAACUGCA